This is a messenger RNA of Octodon degus (degu), 5146 nucleotides long. It is a transcript of the gene Arhgef5, whose product is annotated as Rho guanine nucleotide exchange factor 5. The record is from RefSeq and is a predicted model, not a curated record. Gene Ontology annotation, biological process: intracellular signal transduction; activation of GTPase activity. Gene Ontology annotation, molecular function: protein binding; guanyl-nucleotide exchange factor activity. Gene Ontology annotation, cellular component: nucleus; cytoplasm. The transcript is spliced from 14 exons. NCBI's taxonomy places the organism in Eukaryota, Metazoa, Chordata, Mammalia, Rodentia, Octodontidae. Bases 9 to 4574 code for a protein of 1521 amino acids.
CAGCCCUGAUGGAGGCCGAGGAGCCUGAGCCUGAAGUGUCUAUUUCCACCCCUGGCAUAAAGGAAUUUGGAGCUAUCCCUGAAGCUGUCAUGAGGAGCAGCCAGAUUCCUGCCUUGGAGCCUGAAAUUGAAGGCCAGGGCCCAUCUUUUAAGUGGACAGAGGGACCCAGACUCUUGGAAACCCAGCCAAGAGAACUGAGGGACAUGAGUGUCCAUGCACCUGAAGACCUUCUUGCUGUGGCUUGUGACACUCCAGAAUACUGGGAAUCAGAACCCCAGACUCCGGCAGACAGCAGAGCAAGGACACUUGCUUCUCCAGAGUCCAGAACCUUCCCUGUCCAGGGUCAGUGGCUGGACACAGCCCCUAUGUCCACUGAACUGGGCAGCAGAGUGGAUAUGGAGUUUCUGCCAGAACUCACCUCCUUGAUCUUACGAACAGAAAAAGCCAAUGAGGAGGAGGAGGCCUCUGCAGCUGCCUCUGCUCCAGCUAGAGGUUGGCCUUCCAGCAAAGCCCACCCUACAGAAACCCACCAGACCAAGGGCUCUGCAGCUGGAAGUGUCAGCCAGGAGGAAGAACUGCAAUGGGAAGAGGCACUGGAAAGUCAUGGGCAAGAAGGUUUCCUACAGCCCCAGGAAGCCCAAGGGUUAGGGAAGCAGGAACAACAGGAAGGGGAAUUUCAGGGGGAAGGAGCUACAGGGGAGGGUGUUGACUCUGGGGGGCUUUGGCAGGAGCGAGAACAGACAGUAGUAGAGCCAACUAACUACAAAGAGGGAGAACAGAGGCCAAGCCAGGAACAGGCACGACGAGAUGGUGUGGUAUGUGCAGGACAAGGAGAGGGGGAGAGGCUUAGUGUGGAAUCAGGGGGUCUGAAUUAUGAUGAAUGGCUUCCAGAGAACAGGGAGAGGACAGGGCAGGGUCAGGGAGGUCCAGAAGAGGAGGAUGAGGUGUUCGGGGGGUCAGAGGAACACUGGGUGACCUCACAACACCCAGAGCAUCAAAGCUUAGCAGAGAAGUCAGAGGAAAAAGGAACCAGAAAGCAAGGAGAUUCAGAUCUAAGGGGUAAACUGAGGCCAACAGAGAGGCAGGAGGAAGUGGUGUUGAGUGAGAAGGAGCCAGGGAAUUGGGAUGGGCAUGGGCUGGGGACAAUGGAGGAAGAACGGAGAGUGGAAGAGGACAGAGACUGUCGUGGUCCUUCCACACUGGCGCUAGUUGCCCCUGAGGGCCCUUCCUCCUGUGACUUGUUUCUGGAAGUCUCUUGUCCCGUGGCUCAGAUCCCUGGGACUCAGCUGGAAUCCAGGGCUGGAGAACUGUUUCCCAGAGCUCGGGGGCCCAUAGGAUGCUCCCCUCAACCCAUUUCUCCUACUGAUGCCUUUCCUACUGGAGAUUCACUUCCCAACACUGCAGUUCAUCCUGGCCUUCCCGAAGUGUCUGGGCUCAGGACAGAGACAGGGUCUAGUCAGAGGACUGAGGGGGUCCCUGCUGAUCCAGGUGCAGAGCCUUCAAGGAUACCAGAUUCAGCUCCAUUCAGUCCUGCUGAAGACUUACCCGUCACAACUGCCACACCACCUGCCAGCCCUCCAGUUGUCUUUCCACGGAGGCAGAGUCCGAGACCUCUCUCAGCCGACACUCUGCCUGCCUGUGGAGCACCUGACACUUAUGCAGCCUCUGUCCACAGCUACUCCCCUGCAGAGGUCACCAAGGACCCAUGUGCCAGUGCCAAUGGGACCCGCCCUCAUGGUGCCUUGGCCAACAGCUCAGGGGCCACCCAGCACCUCAGGAGCAACUCCUUCCCAGGUUCUCACAGGGCAGAGCAGAUUCCGGGCCUGGUGGGAAUGUCACUUUCUUUUUCUCAUUCGGAGUUACCCCAGAGGCCCCCCAAACCUGCCAUCUAUGGUUCUGUAAUGCCACGGAGGGACAGGAGAAGCAGUAGGGACUGCAGCAGUAUGUCACAACCCCGUGCUGCACUAUCUGCUCUGAGGCAGGAAUCUCAAGAACUCACUUUGAAUCCAGAGUCGACUGGCAGUCCCCAGGGCUCGCCCCCAGACUCAGCCUUUGCUGCAAGAACUGCUUCGUAUGGCUCUGCACCCCCAGCUAUCUCCGUGGAAGUGAGGGGCUGUGAGCCUCUGCCGCCCCCUCCCCCAGAGAAAAGGCACAGCCGCCCUUCCUUGGUGGAGAGAGAUGGUCCUCCUGCAGUGGACCCCACACUGAGGAAGUGGAGCCAUCCUCCACCACUGCCCCUAAGUGAAGAGCUACAUGGCCCCCUGAAAGGCCCCCUCCCCCAAGUUCCGGACCCCCCUGUGGCAAGACAGCUCCGGCCUUUGCCGUCUACUCCAGGCAGCUCCCAUCCUGCUCAGACCUCCUCCUCGAGGCUCAGAUACAACAAACCACUGCCCCCGACUCCUGAUUUCUGCCAGCCCCUCCCUGCUCCCCUUCCCUCUUCUAGCACCUCAAGGACAUACAGGCCCCUGCCCCCUGUGCCCAUCACAGAUCCCUCCUCCCAACCACCCCCGUUACCGCCCAAGGCCAGGAACAGGAGCACCCAGGGAGGACUGAAGAAUUCCGGGGGCCUGGCCAGUGCUAGGUCCGCUGUUCCAGACUGGACCGUCUGCGCGCCACCCGCUGCGGGACGGACCUCCUGGCCCCCAGCCUCUGGCCGAGCAGCAGAGUCUUUGGCUUCCACCAGCAGGAGUAAGAGCGAAGUGUCCCCUGGUCUGGCUUUCAGCAACAUGACAAACAUUCUGGACCCUUCUUCCCCUACAAACCCCCCGACUCAGGAGUGCCUGGGCUCUGACACUCAGGAUGAACCAAGGCUCUCGGGAGAGUCUGAGGCCCCGGUGAGAGGGCCAUUGAGAAGGUCACCCCCUCAGCAAGGAGGCAGUGGUGCAAGGAGGUCUGCCGUGGACUCGGCGAAGCAGCCAGAAAAGCCCAGCCAUCCCCAGCUGGAGAAGGCAUCCAGCUGGCCCCACAGGCGGGACCCAGGGAGGCCCGUGGCGGCCAACAGUGGGCACGCCGCCGUGCUCCCUGGUGAGGGCCCGAGCAAGCACAAGAGCUGGAAUCGACAAGGCCUGCGCAGACCUUCCAUUCUGCCUGAGGGUACUUCUGAUUCACGGAGUCAGACCAUGGGAAGAUUCUUCAACCCCUCAGAUAUCGUCGUUUUUCGGGAGAAGAAGCCGAAGGAGGGGACUGGAAGCUUUUCACGACGACGCUGCUCUAAGCUUAUCAACUCCUCCCCACUGCUUUAUCAGGAGUACAGCGAUGUUGCUCUCAACAAGGAGAUUCAGAGCCAGCAGCGCCUGGACAGUGUGGCAGAGGCCAAGUUUGAGCUGAUCGUGUCAGAGGCCUCCUACCUGCGUAGCCUCCAUAUAGCUGUGGACCAUUUCCAACUUUCAGCCCCACUCCGGGCUGCCCUCUCCAACCAGGAGUACCAGUGGCUCUUCUCUCGCUUGCAGGACGUGCGAGAUGUCAGCACCACGUUCCUUUCAGAUCUAGAAGAAAACUUCGAGAGCAACAUCUUCUCCUUCCAAGUGUGUGACGUGGUCCUGAACCACGCUGCAGACUUCCGCCGGGUCUACCUGCCCUACGUCACCAACCAGACCUAUCAGGAACGCACCUUCCAGAGCCUGCUAACCAGCAACAGCAGUUUCCGGGAGGUCUUAGAGAAGCUGGAAAGUGACCCCAUCUGCCAGCGCCUGUCGCUCAAGUCCUUUCUGAUUCUGCCCUUCCAGCGUAUCACACGGCUCAAGCUUCUGCUCCAGAACAUUCUGAAGCGGACACAGCCUGGCUCUGCAGAGGAAGCAGAAGCCACGAAGGCCCACCAUGUGCUGGAGGAGCUGAUCCGAGACUGCAAUAACAAUGUCCAGAGAAUGCGGCGGACGGAGGAGCUGAUCUACCUGAGCCAGAAGAUUGAGUUUGAGUGCAAAAUAUUCCCACUCAUUUCUCAGUCUCGAUGGUUAGUGAAGAGUGGAGAGCUGACAGCCCUCGAGUUCAGUGUCUCUCCAGGGCUGCGAAGGAAACUGAACACGCGGCCGGUCCACCUGCAUCUCUUCAAUGACUGUCUGCUGCUGUCGCGGCCCCGAGAGGGAAGCCGCUUCCUGGUGUUUGACCAUGCGCCCUUCUCCUCCAUCCGAGGGGAAAAGUGUGAGAUGAAGCUCCAUGGGCCCCACAAGAAUGUCUUUCGCCUCUUCCUGCGGCACAACACGGAGAGCACCCCGGCCGAAUUCCUCUUCCGCACGGACACUCAAAGUGAAAAGCUUCGAUGGAUCUCAGCCUUGUCCAUGCCAAGAGAGGAGUUGGACCUGCUGGAGUGUUAUGACUCCCCCCAGGUCCAGUGCCUUCGCGCCUACAUGCCCCGAGAGAAUGACGAGCUGGCUCUGGAGAAGGCCGAUGUGGUGAUGGUGACGCAGCAGAGCAGCGAUGGCUGGCUGGAGGGCGUGAGACUCUCAGACGGUGAGCGGGGCUGGUUCCCUUUGCAACAAGUGGAGUUCAUUUCCAACCCUGAGGCCCGUAAACGGAACCUAAAGGAAGCCCAUCGAGUCAAGACCGCCAGGCUCCAGCUGGUAGACCAGCAAGCCUAGCUACUGUCCUGGGACUCUCCUGAGCUUACAGACAAGCUGCUUCUGGAGACGGCUAGCCCCAGAACCUUGCUGCAAAGGCCUCUCUGGACCAAGGCCUUCUGAAAGCCCAAGGACGAAGCCAGCUGACUCAGGCUGUCGUCUUAGAGCUCCUUUUGGGUGCUUCAGGCUUGGUGGGGGAAUGUGGAGGGUCUUUACACUGGACUCUAGGAUCUUUUCUUCUUCAUAGGAAAAGUAACUGUGGGGCCUGGGGCAGGGAACUUUACUUCCACUACAGAAUAAUGCAUGCAGGUCCUUUGCUACCAGAGGACAGAUUCAAAGCUGGCCAAAGUUUAGUCAUAGCCGUACGUUCAACAGAAUCUGACCUCAGUCCAUGGGAGGGAGCUGUUCAAGGGGGAUAAAGACAUCAGAUGACAAGGUCAUCCUGAUGACUUGUGAGGUGUCUUACAACUGUAGAAAUGCUCCACAGUUUAUUGCUGCGAGCUCAGUGCACGCAUCUCUGAGGUCUGUGUCUCUUGGUGGCCCUGUGAGGGGGACAGUCUCUCACUCUAAUAAACUUGACACUUCUCCAGGUG